Molecule: messenger RNA, 13641 nt
Organism: Salvia splendens (bonfire salvia)
Lineage: Eukaryota; Viridiplantae; Streptophyta; Magnoliopsida; Lamiales; Lamiaceae
Exons: 64
Coding region: 282-13283 (4333 amino acids)
Biological process (GO): protein retention in Golgi apparatus; protein targeting to vacuole
Source: RefSeq, a predicted model, not a curated record
AGAAGUAUCGAAGGACGAGUCCGAUCUUUUCUAAUUGCAGUAACGUGCGUGGCUUCCCCUGCUCAGAAGCAAAGAACCUCUCUCUCCUCAAGCGCGCGCACACACACACACACACACACACCGCCUUCGUUGUUUUCAACUACUCGAAUCAGCGCACCGCGCUUACUAGAUAGAUAUUUGCAACGCGAUUAGUGUUAUAGGGUUUAGAGUUCAUAUAUUUGAUGUGAUCACACCUGGCUGCUCCGACAUUGAAGCGGAGGGAAUUUGGGAAAAUUUGAAAAAUGUUGGAGGAUCAGGUGGCGUAUCUGUUGCAGAGGUAUUUGGGAAACUAUGUCCGAGGACUCAACAAAGAGGCACUCAAGAUCAGUGUCUGGCAAGGUGAUGUAGAACUGACCAACAUGGAACUGAAGCCAGAGGCACUCAACGCGUUAAAAUUACCAGUGAAGGUUAAGGCUGGGUUUCUUGGAUCAGUGAAGCUUAAGGUUCCAUGGAGCAGGCUUGGGCAAGACCCAGUUUUAGUUUAUCUAGAUCGCAUUUUUUUAUUAGCCGAGCCUUCAACCAUGGUUGAGGGAUCUAGUGAGGAUGCUGUCCAAGAAGUUAAGAAGAGUCGUAUACGAGAAUUGGAAAAGAAGCUGCUGGAGAGUCAACAACAGCUGAACAUGGAAAUGAAUAAAUCUUGGCUUGGAUCUUUAAUCAAUACGGUUAUUGGGAAUCUAAAGCUCUCCAUAUCAAAUAUUCACAUCAGAUAUGAAGAUCUUGAGAGUAACCCAGGGCAUCCAUUUGCAGCUGGCAUGACCUUAGAUAAACUCUCAGCGUUCACAGUGAAUGAUAAAGGGGAGGAAACUUUUAUAACUGGAGGUGCAUUGGAGAGAAUCCAGAAGACCGUAAAACUGGAAAGAAUGGCUGUUUAUUUGGAUGCUGAUAUCAGGCCAUGGUAUAUUGCAAAAUCAUGGGAGGAUUUGCUACCAUCCGAGUGGGAACAGAUUUUCAAAUUUGGGACUAAGGAUGGAAAACCUGCAGCGAGUGAUCAGGAAAAGCACUCUUAUGUUUUGCAACCAGUAAGUGGAAGUGCCAAGUAUUCAAAAGACCGCUCUGAUGCUUCCACUAAGAAAGAUCAAGCACUGCAGAAUGCUGAUGUGAAACUUGACGAUGUGACCCUUUGCUUGUCAAAGAAUGGGUACCGUGAUUUGUUGAAAUUGGCUGAUAAUUUCACAGCCUUCAAUCAGAGACUGAAAUAUGCUCAUUAUCGUCCACGUGUAUCUAUAAAAACUGAUCCAAGAUCAUGGUGGAAGUUCGCCUGCAAAGCAACUUCAGACCAAAUGAAGAAAGCCAGUGGAAAAUUGCCAUGGGAGCAAGUCCUGCGAUAUGCUAGAUUGCAUAAGAAAUACAUAUCGCUCUAUGCUGCAUUACUCAAAUCAGAUCUUGAACGCACUGUGAUUGAUGACAACAAAGAGAUAGAGGAACUUGAUAGGGAACUUGAUAUUGAAGUCAUUCUUCAGUGGAGGAUGUUAGCCCAUAAGUUUGUGGAGCAAUCAACUGAAUCAGAACUCUUUCUAAGAAAGCAAAGAGAAAAAAAAUCAUGGUGGUCAUUUGGAUGGACCAAUCAACCUGUUAAAGAUGAAAAUGAACCGGGGGCUCUCACUGGAGAAGAUUGGAAGAGAUUGAAUGAUAUUAUUGGAUACAGGGAAGCUGAUGAGGAACAACUAUUGAUCCAUGACAAGCGGAGACCAAAUAUGUUCUUGAAGCUUUUUAUGAAACAUAAUGCAUCAAAGCUGAUGGACUCUGAGGAGUGCCUUGCUGACUUAUCCUGUGAUAAUCUUGAGUCUUGCAUAAAGCUGUAUCCGGAGACGCAAGUUGUUGAUGUAAAAUUGGGAUCAUACAGAUUACUCUCCCCAAAUGGUCUUCUUGCUGAGAGUGAAAGUGAGUCAGAUUCACUGGUUGCUCUCUUUAGCUAUAAACCUCUUGAUGGAGAUCUCGACUGGAGUCUGGUUGCUAAAGCGUCACCGUGUUAUGUGACUUAUUUGAAGGACUCCAUCAAUCAAAUCAUUGAUUUUUUUCAAAGUAGUGCUACUGUGAGUCAGACUCUGGUCCAGGAAACUGCUUCUGCUGUGCAGUUGACCAUUGAUGAAGUGAAGCGCACAGCGACCAAGCAAAUGAACAGGGCAUUGAAAGACCGCAUCAGGUUUCACUUGGAUUUAGAUAUUGCAGCACCCAAGAUUACUGUUCCUACUGACUUCUAUCCUGAUAGUGUCCACCCCACAAAGCUCCUGAUUGAUCUGGGAAAGUUAGUGAUUCGUUCUCAGGAUGAUGCUGAAUAUGCUUCACCUGAAGAGAUGAACAUGUAUACACAAUUCAAUUUGGUCUUGAGAGAUGUAUCAGCUUUCCUUAUUGAUGGUGACUAUAGCUGGAGCCUAUCUAUGCCAAAUAGAACUGAUGUUUUAUCUAAGGGUAGCUUUAUCAGUUUCCUACCAGUUAUCGACAAGUGUGGAGUAUUUUUAAAGCUUCAGCAGAUUAGAUCACAAGUUGCAUCACUUCCAUCAACACGACUUGCUAUGAGACUUCCCUCCAUUGGGUUUCACUUUUCUCCAUCACGCUAUCAUCGUCUAGUGCAAGUGGCCAAGAUCUUUCAAGGGGAGGAUGCAGAUCAUUCAGCUCUAGUGCGUCCAUGGGACGAAGCUGAUUAUGUGGGCUGGCAUUAUCAUCUUGCGCGAAAGGGUGUUGGAGGUAGAGAAGCUGUUUGGCAGCGCAGAUAUUUUUGUAUAGUUGGGCCAUCUCUUUAUAUGCUAGAAACUCCUGAGUCAAGAAAUUAUGAACAAUACUUCAGCUUACGGGGAAAACAUUUAUAUCAAGUUCCUGCUGAGCUUCUUGGUAAUGUGGAACAUGUAUUGGCUGUUUGUGAUGCUGACCGCCCCUAUUCCAAGGUUUUAGAAGAUACAAGUGCUCUGAUUUUUCGUUUCGACUCUGAAAGCUCAAGGAAAAAUUGGCAAAGCAAUCUUCAAGGAGCUAUUUAUCGUGCUCCGGUUAGUGCUCCUAUUAGUGGUCUAAUUGAAACAUUGUCCGACUCAGAAGGCUCUGAGACCAGCGACCAAGAUUUAACAGAUUCAUCAGCAAUAGAGAAUUUCUUUUUAACUGGCUUACUUGAUGAGUUGAAGAUAAGUUUUAGUUACAGUGACCAGCACGAUCAAAGUUUGUUGAAGAUGCUUCUUGCUGAAGAGAAGCGUUUGUUUGAGAUACGAGCAAUUGGUGGACAAGUUGAACUGUCUGUGAGAGCAAGCGAUAUUUUCAUUGGCACAGUCCUUAAAGCUUUGGAAAUAGAGGACUCAUUUUGUUGGAAAGGGACAUCUCAGAUUUGCUACAUAGCAAGAUCAUUCAUCAGGAGCUCAGAUGCACCUUCCAUAUUAGAUAAUGUUAAUAUUCUAACUCAAUCAAGGAAUGAUCCUGGCCAAGUUGAGGGAGAUGAUGAGUUUUAUGAGGCAUCUGAGGAUCUUAACAGUUCAGUUGGUAGCCCGCUAUCAUCGGGAAAUGAUAGUUCAGGAAUAAUCACAGAUAACUUCGACUUGGAGGCCCCAUGUUUCAGCCGUGUUGCAGGGUUACUGCCUCUUGGAGUAACUUAUAUGGAAGCUGGUGACGUGGGAGCAAAUGAUUCACUGGACAGUUUUGUCAAAGCUCAGAUUGUUAUUUUUGACCAGAACUCACCCCUUUAUUCCAAUGUUGAUAAACAAGUUGCAGUCACUCUCUCCACACUGACGUUUUACUGUCGUAGACCCACUAUAUUAGCUAUUAUGGAUUUCGUAGAUGCCAUAAACACUUCAGCGGAGAGCUCCAAUGACUAUAGGGAUGUGUCUUCAACCUCUGCUGUUCCACAUUCUACGCAGAACGUAAUUUCAAAUGAUGAGCUGCCACUGUCUGCUCCAGCAGAAGAGCCUCUAGAAUCUUUGUUGGGGAAGGGGAAAUCCAGAGUGAUUUUCUAUUUACUACUGAAUAUGGCACGUGCUGAGAUUUUUCUAAUGAAGGAAAAUGACUCUAAACUUGCUACCUUGGCUCAAGAUAGUUUUCUUACUGAUAUCAAGGUGUUUCCUUCGUCUUUUAGUAUAAAAGCAUCCCUUGGGAAUCUGAGGAUAAGUGAUGAUAGUCUUCAGAGCAAUCAUAUGUAUUUUUGGGCCUGUGACAUGAGGAAUCCUGGUGGUAGCUCUUUUGUGGAGCUGGAAUUUUGUUCAUUUCAUACUGAUGAUGAAGAUUACGAGGGCUAUAACUAUAGCCUCCGUGGGCAGCUCUCUGAAGUCCGAAUUAUCUAUUUGAAUCGGUUUAUCCAAGAGGUUGUCAGUUACUUUAUGGGUCUUGUUCCUGCUGAUUCAAAGGAUGUUGUCUGGAUAAAAGAUCAAGUGGCGAAUUCAGAGAACUGGCUUACGGGAAGUGAAAUUGAAGGAUCACCUGCAGUUAAAUUGGAUCUUUCUCUUAACAAGCCCAUUAUUUUAAUGCCCAAGAGAACAAACAGCACUGACUAUUUGAAACUUGAUGUAGUUCAAAUCACUGUUCAGAACAAGUUUAGAUGGUUUUGUGGGAAUAGAAGCGACAUGAAAGCAGUGCAUGUGGACAUUCUUCAAAUUCUCGUUGAAGAUAUCAACUUAAAUGUUGGUUCCGGGUCUGUAUUAGGUGAAAGCAUAAUUCAAAAUGUUAAGGGUGUUUCUCUUGUCAUUCAGAGAACUCUCCGUGACUUGUUCCAUAGAGUUCCAAGUACAGAAGUCACGAUUACGAUUGAAGAAUUGAAAGCAGCUUUGUCCAGUAAAGAAUAUGAAAUUAUCAUCGAAUGUGCUCAAUCUAAUAUUUCAGAGACACCAAAUCUUGUGCCUUCACUUAAAAACGAAACUGCACCCCCUUUGAUUGAAGUGGGGGAAUCCAGCGCAACUCGAAGUUUAGAUCCUGCAAAAUCUAAAUCAGAGCCAAAGGAAUCAUGGAUUGCUACUAAGGUUUCUUUGCAUAUAGACAUGGUUGAACUUAGUCUUCAUUAUGGCAUUACAAGGGAUACAUCACUUGCUACACUCCAGAUACGUGGAGUAUGGCUUCUGUAUAAAUCUAAUACAGUUGGGGAAGGCUUUCUGUCAACCACACUUAAGGAUUUGAUUGUUGUUGAUGAUCGCGAAGGAACAGAAAAGGAGCUCAGGUUGGCUGUUGGGAAGCCUAAUGUUGGUGAAUACAAUCAUAGAGCCACUAUGCUCAAUAACAAAGAUCAUAAUGUUGUGGACAGCAAUUCUUUGGUGGAAGGUGCAAGAAAGUACACUCCAGCAAUUCUAAUUCUCGAUGCCAGAUUCUAUGAGAAGUCCACAUUUGUUUCUUUAUGCAUCCAGAGGCCUCAGUUGCUUGUUGCACUUGACUUUUUGCUUGACAUUGCUGAGUUUUUUGUCCCGACUGUUCGUGGGGAAAUGUUAUAUGAUGAUAAUGCAAACUUUUCACCUUCUGUGCAUGCACUCAUAAUUGACCAGCCAGUUUUUCAUCAACCCUCCCAUGAAUUCUCUAUUUCUCCGAAGAAGCCUUUGGUUGCUGAUGAUGAUAGAUUGGACCUUUUCAUAUAUGAUGGAGGAGGUGGGGUUUUGUAUUUGAAGGAUAGACAUGGAUUAAAUAUUUCAGGUCCGAGUAUAGAACCUUUAGUUUAUGUGGGGAAUGGAAAGAGACUACAAUUUCGGAAUGUUACAAUCAAGAUUGGAUCGUACUUAGAUUCAUGUGUUUUUCUUGGAGCAAACAGCAGCUAUUCAGCUAGUGAGGUGGAUAAUGUAUUUUUGGAUGGGGAAAAUGCAAGCCCUACUCAUCACUCUUCAGGUGGAAGCCAUGUUACUCCAGUAUCACAAAAUACUGUUUCUGCCCGACCCUCAGAAUUGGUUUUUGAAUUGCAGGCUAUUGGUCCUGAGCUCACCUUCUACAGUAAAUCAAGAAAUGCAGAGGAACAGAUCCUCUCUAACAAGCUUUUGCAUGCACAGGUGGACGCAUCCUGCAGGCUUAUUUCAAAAGGAAAUACAAUAGAAAUGAAUGCAGAAAUUCUUGGUUUAACCUUGGAGAGCAAUGGAGUGAAGAUUUUGGAACCUUUUGAUGCAUCUGUAAAAUUCACUAAUGCUUCUGGAAAAACAAACGUAAAGUUGGUGGUUUCAGACAUAUUCAUGAAUUUUUCAUUCAGCAUCUUGAGAUUGUUUUUGGCUGUUGAAGAGGAUAUCUUGUCAUUUUUAAGAACCACGUCAAAGAAAUCAACUGUUUUAUGUUCAGAAUUUGACAAAAUUGGAACCAUAAAAAGUCCUGCCAGUGAACAAGUUUAUACAUUGUGGAGACCUCAGGCUCCAUCUGGUUUUGCUGUGCUUGGCGACUAUUUGACUCCGGUUGACAAGCCACCAACUAAAGGUGUCGUUGCUGUUAAUACUAGCUUAAUACAUGUUAAGAGGCCAAAAUCUUUUAAGCUGAUUUGGCCUCCUUCACACGUCCUUCCGGAAGGCUCAGGUAUUACUGAAUUGACUGUUGAUGAAGGCUGCUCUAAGGGAGAAGCAGUGUGCUCAAUUUGGUUUCCUGAAGCCCCAAAAGGCUAUGUUGCAAUGGGUUGCGUGGCUUCUCCAGGAAGGGCACAGCCUCCUGUUUCUUCAGUCUUCUGUAUUUCGGAGUCUUUAGUUUCUCCUCGUGGAUUGAGAGAUUGCAUUGUUGUUGGGUCAUUCUCUGGGUGCCCAAACUUGGCAUUCUGGCGGGUUGAUAAUUCUAUUGGAACAUUUCUAUCUGCUGAUCCUGCCACUUUGAGUUUGACUAACAGAGCAUAUGAAUUACGUCAUUUUUACUUGGGCUAUCGGGAAAAUUCUCCUCAAGAGCUGAAAGGCUCUGAUCAAGCUUCUAGCUCUAGCUCUUUGGGUAACAAUACUAUUGAAUCAGAAAGGUCAUCAACUGUAAAUUCCAGGAGGAGGAUUGAAGCGGUUGCUUCCUUCCAGUUAAUAUGGUGGAACCAAGGUUCUGGAUCAAGAAAAAAGUUAUCUAUCUGGCGUCCUGUAGUUUCAGAAGGAAUUGUAUAUUUUGGUGAUAUUGCAGUUCAAGGGUAUGAACCACCUAAUACUUGCAUUGUUCUCCAAGAUUCAGAAGAUUAUGACCUGUAUAAAUCACCUUCUGAUUUUCAGCUUGUUGGACAAAUAAAAAAGCAAAGGAAAAUGGAUAAUAUAUCUUUCUGGAUGCCUCAGGCUCCACCUGGUUUUGUUACAUUAGGAUGUGUUGCUAGUAAAGGCAAACCCAAGCAGUCCGAUUUCACAUCAUUAAGAUGCAUUCGUGCUGAUAUGGUCUCAACAGAUCAGUUUUUGGAUGCAAGUAUGUGGGACACAUCUGACUCCAGGUAUAUCGAAGCACAAUUUAGCAUAUGGACAGUUGGAAAUGAAUUGGGAACCUUCAUUGUGAGGAGUGGAUUGAAAAAACCUCCUAAGAGGUUUGCUUUAAAACUCAGUGGUCCGGACAUACCAAGUGGUUCAGAUGAUACUUUGAUCGAUGCAGAAAUAAGAACUUUCUCUGCAGCACUAUUUGAUGACUAUGGUGGUGUGAUAGUCCCACUUUGUAAUAUUUCUAUGAGUGGCAUAGGAUUCACCUUGCAUGGGAGACCCGAUAGCCAGAAUUCGAGUGUUACAUUCUCUUUAGCUGCAAGGUCAUUCAAUGAUAAAUAUGAUUCAUGGGAGCCUCUUAUCGAACCAGUUGAUGGAUCACUGAGGUACCAAUAUAAUCCUAAUGCUCCUGGUGUGGCUUCAGAGUUACGAAUUACUUCAACAAGAGAUCUCAACCUGAAUGUGUCUGUUUCAAAUGCAAAUAUGAUUUUACAAGCCUAUGCAAGCUGGAACAAUCUUAGUCAUGGCCAAGAAUCAUGGGAGGAAGCAAGUUCUCCCUCUAGUGAAACCAGAUCAAUGACCGCUGUCCAUCAAAGAAAACAUCACUACAUUGUACCCCAGAAUAAGCUUGGAAAGGACAUUUUUAUCAGGGCCUCUGGAGUCCGGGGACUCCCUGACAUUAUUGAGAUGCCAGCCGGAGACAGGAAGGCCCUAAAACUGCCUGUUCCAAAGAACAUGCUGGACUCUCAUCUGAAAGGAGAUCUUCUUAAGAAGCUCCGACUCAUGGUAACCGUAAUUGUGGCUGAAGCUGAGCUCUUGAAGCUUGAGGGUCUGUUCUCACAUCAAUUCAGUGUUGCUGUCCAUGUUUUUAAAGAUCAGAGUCAACUUAGUCAAUCACACCUAAACCAACAAAGUGCACGAACUUGUGGAAUUGAGCCAAGAGGUUCUGAAUCUUCAGAGAUUAUAUUUGUGAAGUGGAAUGAAGUAUUCUUCUUCAAAACUGAUUCAGUGGACUGCUGCAUGCUGGAAUUUACUGUAACUGAGACUGGAAAAGAUGAAGCAGUUGGAUCAUGUUCCUGUUCUUUGAAAGAGUUGACUAGGGCUCAGGCCAACUCGAAUUCCAUUAAUGAUCUGAAUGAGUUCUGGCUAGAGCUGUCAUCUAGAGAAUCUUCGCUGGAAAGCAGAAGCAGAAAAGUUGGUAGAAUCAAAUGUGCUGCAUUCUUGCGACCUAGACUGGGAACUGAAAGUCCUAAACCAAUAAAUGGAUUCAGGAAAUCUGGUUCAAUUCAGAUUAGCACAUCCCCAGAGGGACCAUGGACGACAAUGAGGUUAAAUUAUGGUUCACCUGUUGCAUGUUGGAAACUAGGAAAUAAUCUGGUUGCAAGUGAAGUCCGUGUAUGUGAUGGAAACAGAUAUGUCAGCAUUAGAUCUCUGGUAUCAGUUCGUAAUAAUACCGAAUUUACUCUGGAUUUAUGCCUCAAGCUCAGGGCUACAAACGCAGAUGCAAAGUCAGAAAGUGAUGAGAGGAAGAUGCCUCAGUAUGACGGGAGUAAAUUGGCAACUGAGGAACUGUUUGAAUCUCAGAAUUACAGCACUACUAAUGGUUGGUUUGCAUGUUCCAACUUUGAGGAGGAACUGUCCAGGGUCGACUUGCCUUCAGGAUGGGAAUGGAUUGAUGAAUGGCAUGUUGAUAAUACAUCUGCCAACAAAGUUGAUGGAUGGGUAUAUGCUCCAGACUAUGAAAGUUUGAAGUGGCCAGUUUCAUACAGUUCGCCAGAAUAUGUGAAUCGCGCUAGGCAAAGGAGGUGGACAAGGAACAGGAGACACGUAGCUGAGGGUCUGAAGUCGCAAAUAAUGAUUGGGUCUCUAAAACCUGGUGAAACUAUUCCUAUUCCCUUACCUUGCCUUGAUCAGUCAGCCUCUUAUCUGUUGCAUCUGAAACCUGUAAUAAUAGAAGCUACUAACCAAUAUUCAUGGAGUUCUGCCAUGGACAUAUCUUCUCAGUCACAGGAUUUGGAGAGAUCAGGUGAAAUCCGAGAAGUUUGUGUCUCCAAUCUGACGGAGUCUGAAAAACUCUUGUGUUGCACUGAAAUAAGUGAAAGUUCAUCAAAUAGUUCGCAUGGUUUGUGGUUUUGCUUGAGCAUCCAAGCCACUGAAAUUGCAAAGGAUGCCCAGUUUAAUUCAAUACAGGAUUGGACUAUUGUUGUUAAACCUCCUGUAUCAAUUGCUAACUAUCUCCCACUUGCGGCUGAAAUUUCACUUCUUGAGAUGCAAGCAAGUGGUCAUUUUCUUUCCUGCUACAGAGGGGUGUCUGGUCCAGGGGAAAGUGUCAGGGUGUAUGAUGCUGACAUAAGAAAUCCAUUGUACUUCUCUUUGCUUCCCCAGAAAGGAUGGCUGCCAUUACAUGAGGCCGUUUUGGUAUCACAUCCUAACAGUUCACCAUCAAAGACAAUAAAUUUGAGAAGCUCUGUGUCUGGAAGGAUUGUUCAAAUCAUUAUUGAGCAGAAUAAUUCCAAUGAAGUUCCUUUGCAGCCAAAGAUUAUUAAAGUGUAUUCUCCAUAUUGGUUCGGAGUUGCAAGAUGCCCGGCACUUAGUUUCAGGCUUGUUGAUGUCAAUGCUAGAAAAAUGAAGAAGAAACCACUGUCUUUUCACACCAAAAAGAUCAAAGAGGUCAUUCUCGAGGAGAUUACUGAGGAGGAUAUACAUGAAGGGUAUACACUUGCAUCUGCAUUGAACUUCAAAUCUCUUGGCCUGUCUGCAUCUAUUGGUCACUCUGGAGAAGAGAAUUUUGGACCUGUUAAGGAUCUUUCUCCACUUGGGGACAUGGAUGGAUCCCUGGACAUUUUUGCUUAUAAUGCCAACGGGAAGUGUAUGCAACUCUUUGUAUCUACAAAACCUUCCCCGUACCAGUCUGCCCCAACAAAGGUAAUCUCCAUUCGACCGUUUAUGACGUUUACGAACAGAGUUGGUCAAAAUAUGUUCUUGAAGUUCAGCAGUGAAGAUGAACCUAAGACUUUGCGGGUGUCAGAUGCCAGAGUCUCCUUUGUACAUAAUAAAACACAAGGACCUCAUCUAAUUCAGGUACGAUUACACGAUACAGAUUGGACAUUUCCUAUUCAAAUAGUGAAGGAGGAUACUAUCACACUUGUCUUAAUGAAACAUGAUGGUACACGGAUAUUCAUACGAGCAGAAAUUCGAGGCUAUGAGGAGGGCUCUCGAUUUAUAAUCGUAUUCCGCCUUGGAUCAGCUAAUGGUCCUAUAAGGAUUGAGAACAGAACGAAAGGUAGUAUAAUAAGAUUUCGACAAACUGGAUUUGGUGAUGAUGCUUGGAUUAAGUUACAGCCACUGUCAACGGUAAACUUUUCUUGGGAGGAUCCCUAUGGCCAAAAAAAUAUUGACGCUGAGUUCUAUACCGGCAUUCAUACUGGGGUUUACAAAGUUGAUCUGGAUAAAGCUGGAGUGUCCUCUAUUGAUGACAACUGUGGUUUCUUUAUCCAUGUUGCAAAUGUUGGAGAUAUUAAAGUUGCUAGAUUUAUGAACAGACAUUAUACAAAUUCAAAUGAAAGAAGUGGAGCUCCAAUGCUGGGGGGGAAUUGGGGAAAUACUGAUAUACAUGCCAAGACAACAGAACAAGGAUCUCCACUUGAGAUUAUACUAGAGUUGGGUGUUGUUGGUGUCUCCGUCAUGGACCAUAGACCAAGAGAGCUUGCCUACUUGUACAUGGAGAAAUUUUUCAUAUCCUAUUCGACUGGCUAUGAUGGUGGAACAACAAGCAGGUUCAAGCUUAUACUUGGUUACAUGCAGUUAGACAAUCAGCUUCCUCUGACAGUGAUGCCAGUACUUCUUGCACCUGACCAGACUCCUGACGUGCAGCAUCCAGUGUUCAAAAUGACCAUUACUAUACGCAAUGAAAGCCUUGAUGGUCUCCAGAUCUACCCUUAUGUUUACAUACGGGUAAUUGAUAAAAUCUGGAGGCUUAAUAUCCAUGAGCCAAUUAUUUGGGCUUUUGUAGAUUUCUUCAAUAAUAUCCAACUAGAUCGUAUUCCACAAACUUCGGGUGUCACUCAAGUUGAUCCUGAAAUACGCGUUGACUUGAUCGACAUUUCUGAGGUAAGAUUGAAGAUUGCUUUGGAGACUGCACCAGCCCAAAGACCUCAUGGACUUCUUGGUGUGUGGGGUCCUGUUCUUUCAGCUGUUGGGAAUGCAUUUAAAAUUCAGGUUCAUCUGCGGAAAGUAACACACAAGGACAGAUUUCUUAGGAAGAGUUCUGUGGUUUCUGCAAUUGGGAACCGCUUAUGGAGAGAUCUGAUCCACAAUCCAUUGCAUUUAAUCUUCUCAGUAGAUGUACUUGGCAUGACAAGUUCCACUUUGGCUUCUCUAAGCAAAGGUUUUGCAGAGCUGUCAACUGAUGGGCAAUUUCUCCAACUUCGCUCGAAGCAGGUGUGGUCAAGAAGGAUUACUGGUGUUGGUGAUGGAUUUGUUCAAGGAACUGAAGCUCUUGCACAAGGUGUAGUUUUUGGGGUGUCAGGGGUUGUGAGGAAACCCGUAGAAAGUGCCAGACAAAAUGGUGUUCUUGGCCUUGCCCAUGGACUUGGACAAGCUUUCCUGGGAUUUAUUGUACAGCCAAUGAGUGGGGCACUUGAUUUUUUCUCUUUAACUGUCGAUGGAAUUGGUGCAAGUUGCUCCAGGUGUUUCGAGAUUAUAAACAACAAGACAAACUUCCAGAGAAUACGAAACCCACGGGCAUUUCACUCUGACAAUAUACUAAGAGAAUACUCUGAGAGGGAGGCACUUGGUCAGAUGAUACUUUACCUUGCUGAAGCAAGUCGGAAUUUGGGAUGUACCGAAAUAUUCAAAGAGCCAUCUAAAUUUGCAUGGUCAGAUUACUAUGAAGAUUACUUUGCGGUGCCCUAUCAACGGAUUGUUUUAGUGACAAAUAGGCGAGUGAUGCUUCUCCAGUGUAUGGCCCCUGAUGCGAUGGAUAAAAAGCCCUGCAAAAUAAUGUGGGAUGCGCCUUGGGAAGAAGUCAUGGCACUGGAAUUGGCCAAAGCUGGCUACCCUAGCCCUUCUCAUUUGAUUAUCCAUCUCAAAACCUUCAGGAAAGGUGAGAGCUUUGUUCGAGUGAUAAAGUGUAGCACUGAACAACUCUCAGAAGACAGAGAGCCACAAGCAGUUAGAAUCUGCUCAGUGGCGUGUAAGAUGUGGAUGGCACAUAAGAACAACGAAAAACAGGUUCCCUCAAGCCAAAGACAGGGAUAUUCUGGUAGGAGAGAAGUUGGUGCAAGAGAACAUCAUAAAAAGAAUAUAGCCAUCAUCAAAUCAUUACGACUUUCUUCUUUAGGUUCCACUUCCAGUGAACAGAAAUUUGUGGAACACAGUGUUAACUUUUCAAGGAUUUGGAGCAGCGAGCGAGAACCGAAAGGUCGAUGUACUUUCUGCCGAAAGCAGAGCAUGGGCAGUGACAAAAUUUGUAGUAUCUGGCGGCCAGUUUGUCCUGAUGGGUAUGUAUCGAUUGGUGAUAUAGCUCGUCCUGGCUGUCAUCCACCAAAUGUUGCAGCAGUAUAUAACAAUUGUGAUAAAUUGUUUGCCUCUCCAGUUGGUUAUGAUCUGGUAUGGAGAAACUGUAUUGACGACUACAAAAAUCCUGUAUCGAUUUGGCAUCCACGUGCUCCCGAGGGGUAUGUCUCUCUUGGAUGUGUUGCUGUGCCAUAUUUUGCAGAGCCAGAACUCGACUAUGUCUACUGCGUAGCUGAAUCUCUUUGUGAAGAGACGUCAUUGGAAGAACAGAAGAUAUGGUCAGCUCCCGACUCUUAUCCAUGGGGGUGUCAUAUUUACCAAUCGAACAGCGAAGCUCUUCAUUUUAUUGCAUUAAGGCAGCCUCGGGAAGAAACGGAGUGGAAGCCCAAGAGGGUUAUUGAUAACCCCCAACUACAUUCAUGUGCUGAUGUCUCAAACUGAAUAAGGCUUUCCUCUUACAUAAAAUCAAUUGGAGUUUUUAUUUCCUCAGAUUACAUAUUUUUCGUCUAAUCAUAGAUUUCGGAUGUGUAGAGCUGUGGUUUUCGGAAAAUUUUUGCUACAUUUUGAAUGCGAGAAAGAUGCUUGAGGAGAUCCAAAAGUUGUGAUUGUGAAUAUCCAGUUGGUUUAUUUUAUACGAAUUGCAUUUCACUCUGAAAAACCCCCCGGUUAAUUUUGAUGGUUGAGUUAAGCUUGUAGUAGUAUAUAUUAUUACUAGCGAUUUUUACCUCGAGCUACCAAAAUUACAUUCAUAUGUAAAGAUAUUGAUUUCUCAAUAAUUAAUUUUCUAAAGUGCAGCUUA